AUGGCUGAACAGCAACCGGCGGAGCUGCACCUGCUUCUGCUUGGAUCGAAGUCCACAUACGUAGAUCGUUGCAAAAGCGACUUUCUGAGCACAGUCACUAGCUGCAUCCUUGUCAACAGCACAGGGCUCAGCGACGGCAACACGUGGAAGGUCUCCCGUUGCAUCGAGGACUUCCUCUACAAGGAUUGCUCCACCAUCGACGACAUCAUCAGGGAGUGCCGACGCUUUGAAGAAGCGAAGAGUAGUCGAGUCACGCAGCAAUUUGUUCGACUCCCAAACACCGCCGCCACGUCGUCGUGCGAGGACGCCCAGCUCCAGCCGCCGCCCAGUACCGAAAACUUCUUGCGCCUUGUGCGGCGAGAGAUCGAGGCAGCAUCGCCAUCCGCACCGCAGGCCCGUUCUUACGAAGAAACCCGCCCGACAGUGUCGUUGAUCCAGGCCGUCGUGCGCGAAGAACUGGCAAACGCAGCUACAGGCAGCGAAUGGCUCCGGCCGCCCUCCCAGGAUGCAUCUGUGGUCGUGGGCCAGCUGGGCGGCCGCGUCGAGCUGGCGUGCGGAGCGGCUGAACCUCGCGGGGAGGAGGGCGACGACGAGCCUUCGCUGCUGCUCUGGUUUCACGAGUCGAGGCCAGCGACGCCACUGUACAGCGUGGACGGGAGGCAGGCGGGCGGCCUGGCCGGUGCGCAGCACAGCAUGGCGGAUGCGUGGGCAGCACGCGCCUAUUUCAGCAGCGUGUCGCACUCCCUACGCCUGGAGCAGCUCUCGGCCGAGGACCAGGGUCGGUACCGGUGCCGGGUCGACUUCCGCCGAGGACGCACCAGGUCGUCAACCAUUGCGCUGGUCGUCAGAGUGUCACCGCACAACGUGAGCAUCACGGACGAGCUCGGCGCGGAGAUGCGGGGAACCGUGGGGCCCUUCAACGACGGUGACCCGUUGGACCUCUUCUGCACUGCCCACGGUAUCGGAGCCUGAGCCGGAGGGGUGUGUAGCGUAGGCCGAGCGCCCGGAAUGCGUUCGAGCACUUCGCGACACUGAGCAGACAUGCAGUCCCUUCGCAUCUGUGCCGCAAUCACGUGCGCCCUUUGUAAAGCCGCACGUUCGCGGCUCUCCACCUGAAGGAAAAGAAAUUUCUCUAUUGAGGCAUGGCGCAUAGUCUGACUCAGUUAGGGCCCAAUAGAAUCGACACUGUGACUACUUUGACUGCUUCACUCUGCCGUGAAGCAUGCAGCAGUAGUUAUAAGCUGGCUGAAGGGCAACUUCAGCAAAAAGCAUGUUGUCUUUGUAGAAUCAAAAGAAAGGAAGGUUAGACUAGAAGAAUUCCCAACAUGGGAGCAGCCAACUGCGCUCUAGUCGCAUUUCUCUGGAUUUUUAAUAAAUUUUGACUAAUCAACCAACAGUA
Messenger RNA from Rhipicephalus sanguineus (brown dog tick), 1399 nucleotides. RefSeq lists its product as uncharacterized. The transcript has 5 exons. Bases 1 to 972 code for a protein of 323 amino acids. NCBI's taxonomy places the organism in Eukaryota, Metazoa, Arthropoda, Arachnida, Ixodida, Ixodidae. The record is from RefSeq and is a predicted model, not a curated record.